Messenger RNA from Hipposideros armiger (great roundleaf bat), 2635 nucleotides. RefSeq names its product VPS33B interacting protein, apical-basolateral polarity regulator, spe-39 homolog (gene VIPAS39). Gene Ontology annotation, cellular component: cytoplasm. Gene Ontology annotation, biological process: intracellular protein transport; vacuolar transport. The transcript has 20 exons. The coding region runs from base 107 to 1588 and encodes 493 amino acids. Lineage: Eukaryota; Metazoa; Chordata; Mammalia; Chiroptera; Hipposideridae. The record is from RefSeq and is a predicted model, not a curated record.
AUCCCUUUCCGCCCCUUUUCUACACUGCAUUGCCAGUCUUAAAAGGCUUGUCCCUCGGCGGAAGAGUCUGGCGCUGGCGUGAUUGGCAGGGUCCGGAGUCGAAGAGAUGAGUAGGACAAAGGGGGAUGAGGAGGAAUAUUGGAACAGCUCCAAAUUCAAGGCUUUCACCUUUGAUGAUGAAGAUGAUGAGCUCUCACAGUUGAAGGAAUCCAAACGGGCCGUAAAUAGCCUUCGAGACUUCGUGGAUGAUGAUGACGAUGACGACCUGGAGAGAGUCAGCUGGAGUGGGGAACCCGUGGGAAGUAUCUCAUGGUCCAUCAAAGAGACUGCUGGUACUAGUGGGUCAAACCAUGAGGGGCGUGAACAGCUCAAGAGCCGAAGCAGCUCCUUGUCCUAUGCGCAACUCCCCAAACCUCCUUCUACCUACUCCCUGAGCAGCUUUUUUAGAGGGAGAACUAGACUUGGAAGUUUCCAGUCCCUUUCUGAUGCUCUCUCAGACACACCUGCCAAAAGCUAUGCUCCAGAGGUGGGGAGACCCAGGGGGGAGUACAGGGAUUACAGCAAUGACUGGAGCCCCAGUGACACAGUGCGACGCCUCCGGAAGGGCAAGGUCUGCUCACUAGAAAGAUUCCGCUCCUUACAGGACAAGCUACAACUCCUGGAAGAAGCAGUAAGCAUGCAUGAUGGGAACGUCAUAACUGCAGUUCUGAUCUUCCUGAAGAGGACACUGAGCAAAGAGAUCCUCUUCCGAGAGCUGGAGGUACGACAGGUCGCCCUGAGACAUCUCAUUCACUUCCUUAAGGAAAUAGGGGAUCACAAACUGCUUUUAGACCUCUUCAGGUUCCUAGAUAGAACAGAAGAGCUUGCGCUGUCCCAUUAUCGAGAGCACUUGAACAUACAGGACCCUGAGAAACGAAAAGAAUUUCUUAAGACCUGCAUUGGUUUGCCAUUUUCAGCAGAAGAUUCUACACACAUACAAGACCAUUACACACUCCUGGAACGUCAGAUCAUCAUUGAGGCAAAUGAUCGACAUCUAGAAUUAGCAGGACAGACUGAGAUCUUCCGGAAGCACCCCAGGAAAGCUUCUAUCCUCAACAUGCCACUAGUGACGACGCUUUUCUACGCCUGCUUCUACCACUACACGGAGGCUGAGGGGACAUUCAGCAGUCCAGUCAACCUGAAGAAGACGUUUAAGAUCCCAGACAAACAGUAUGUGCUGACAGCCCUGGCUGCUCGCGCCAAGCUUCGAGCCUGGCAUGAUGUAGAUGCCCUCUUUACCACAAAGAACUGGCUGGGCUACACCAAGAAGAGAGCACCCAUUGGCUUCCAUCGGGUUGUGGAAAUUUUGCACAAGAACAGCGCCCCUGUCCAGAUAUUACAAGAGUAUGUCAAUCUGGUGGAAGAUGUGGACACAAAGUUGAACUUAGCCACCAAGUUCAAGUGCCAUGAUGUUGUCAUUGAUACUUGCCGGGACCUGAAGGAUCGUCAGCAGUUGCUAGCAUACAGGAGUAAGGUGGAUAAAGGCUCUGCAGAGGAGGAGAAGAUUGACACCAUUCUCAGCAGCUCGCAAAUUCGAUGGAAGAACUAAGUGGCAUUAGCUACCCUGAAACCGGCCCCGUUUCUUCCUUUCCCGCCUGUGAAAGUAGAGCGCACUCUCCAAUGGGAGAGUUCUGGCAUCACAUCGGUUGGGCCCAUCAUCAGCGGGCAGCGCCUGCUACUCUUGGCACAGAAACCAGCGCCUGGGCACAGACACCUUCUCACUGAUCUUCUGCCCAAGGGCCAAGAUCUAAAGCUUUGACUCAUGAGAAAGGCCGCUCCACCUGGUGCUCACGUGAAAGUGGGAGUCAUUCCCAGAUCGGACCCAUACUGGACAAGAUCUCUUCCGACCUGAGAAAAGCGACUGCUAUGGAAAAGAAGUCUCGUAGACUAAGCUGCAGGUGUCAUAGGGUGGCCACUCCAUUCCUCUCAGCUGAUUAUGAUCCUGGACUUGGUGCUGGAGUUGGCAGCUCUGCUGUGAAUGAAGUCAGAACAGAACUAAAAUGGCUCUCCAGGGACCUCAGGAAUGGGUGCCCGUGUUGCCAGGACCUGCUGGAGGUGCCUCCCACCAGACUGCAGGAAGCCCUCCAUGUUAUGACAGAGAUGGCCCAGACGUUGUGUUUCUUCAGCCAGCGUCCCUCUGCUGCCCAGUCUACCCUUUAUUUAAAAACCUGUGGUUCCUCUCUUCACCUACAGACUGAGAUGACCGUGCGUGUUGAUGAGAACAUCCCCGUUUUCUUUUCCUCUACUUCUCCCAGCCCAGACCCGUAACCUUAUAUGGAGCUGAGAUUCAGCAGUGCUGGAGAGCUUUCCUGUUAUACACAAAUCUCAUUAUUUCACUAGGAUUUUCCGGAAGUUUCACCAGGGCUAAACUCAGCAGCAUUUUUUUUUUUUUAAUUAAAUGUAUUGUGAUGACAGCAGCAUUUCUGACUUUUAGGGUAUUCACAUGGAGGUUUUUGUUUCAGACUUGGUUUUCAAGAGGGUAUUCUGUAAUGCUAGAUUCCUGCCGUGUACCAGUAUUAGCCUUUCUUCUCUGUGACUGAACCGGGUUUCCCCAGACAUGCCUAGACCCCCAAUAAAGCUGUUUCUUCCUUGGUGC